AUGGUAGAACAGUUGCACCAUCAGGGAUCCAAGAGAAGGAAGGCACGUGAGCAGAUGCAGAGAACGGAGGCUAUGAGCCCACAGGACUCUAAGGCAGCUGGGGCAGAGGCCAUGGAGGGACACAAGGCCCAAAGCCAGAAUCAGGGGCGUAUAGAGCCCACAGCCCCUCCACUUCCCCCACCUUCACCACCACCACUGGGGCCACCGGAUUACCCACGGCCGAGGCUUGUUUUCCACACCCAGCUGGCUCACGGAAGCCCAACGGGCCGAAUCCAUGGAUUCACCAAUGUCAAGGAGCUCUAUGCCAAGAUUGCUGAAGUUUUCAACAUCUCUCCUUCAGAGAUCUUAUUCUGUACCCUCAACUCCCAUAAAGUUGACAUGCAGAAGUUACUAGGAGGGCAAAUUGGGCUAGAAGACUUCAUAUUUGCUCAUGUCAGAGGAGAAACUAAGGAGGUGGAGGUGGUGAAGACAGAGGAUGCUUUGGGCCUUACCAUCACAGACAAUGGUGCUGGAUAUGCAUUUAUCAAGAGAAUAAAGGAAGGCAGCACAAUAGAUCAGCUGAAAACUGUGUGUGUCGGUGACCACAUUGAGGCCAUCAAUGACCAGAGCAUUGUUGGAUGUCGACAUUACGAAGUGGCCAAGAUGCUGAAAGAGCAACCAAGAGGCAUUCCCUUCACUUUGCGUUUGGUUGGACCCAAGAGGGCCUUUGAUAUGAUUGGAAUGAGGACCAAAGCUCCGAAGUCUAAUGAAGGCAAAAUAGUCAAUGGAAGGGAAACCCUGCGUCUUCGUUCGAGAGGUUCAGCUACUGUCCAGGAAGUGCAGAAUGAGUUUGAAGAACGGGCCACCAUGAAAGUGGAUGAUCUGCUGGAAAGCUACAUGGGCAUCCGAGAUUUAGAGCUAGCAACUACCAUUGUGGAAGCAGGCAAGGACAAGAAGAACCCCGAUGACUUUGCAGAGGCGCUGGACUCAGUUCUGGGAGAUUUCGCUUUUCCUGAUGUGUUUUUGUUUGACGUCUGGGGAGCAAUUGGGGACGUCAAGAAUGGGAGAAUGUAG
Messenger RNA from Nerophis lumbriciformis (worm pipefish), 1053 nucleotides. The record is from RefSeq and is a predicted model, not a curated record. Lineage: Eukaryota; Metazoa; Chordata; Actinopteri; Syngnathiformes; Syngnathidae.